AUGGCCUAUUCUGGCAAACAAUUUGAGGACAACGAACCAUCUCCCAUGUUCGAAUUUAAUCAACACGAUUCAACUCUCGACCCCACUCGAAUUAUCAACUGGAUCCAAGUGUGUGUCGCUCUUAUCAAAGACGCUCAUGAACUAGACCCCGAAGACAGAACAUUAAAAGUCGAUCUUAACAAUGACGUGGAAUUGCGUGGAGAUACAAGGACCUUUUUGCGUCGAUUCGGAUUGGAUCACAGCGUUGUGGACUUUUAUGCUCCUAAGAUUUCGUGUCUUUCGAGGCGAGAGGAAAGGAGAAUGCGCAGGGCGGCCAAGGCCAAAGAGCCGAAGCAGCUUGGAAAUCACACCAGAUAG
Glarea lozoyensis ATCC 20868 is the source of this 357-nucleotide messenger RNA. RefSeq lists its product as uncharacterized. The transcript has a single exon. Bases 1 to 357 code for a protein of 118 amino acids. NCBI's taxonomy places the organism in Eukaryota, Fungi, Ascomycota, Leotiomycetes, Helotiales, Helotiaceae. The record is from RefSeq and is a predicted model, not a curated record.